Messenger RNA from Exophiala viscosa, 762 nucleotides. RefSeq lists its product as uncharacterized. Bases 181 to 591 code for a protein of 136 amino acids. The record is from RefSeq and is a predicted model, not a curated record. Gene Ontology annotation, cellular component: endoplasmic reticulum membrane. Gene Ontology annotation, biological process: cellular response to oxidative stress. NCBI's taxonomy places the organism in Eukaryota, Fungi, Ascomycota, Eurotiomycetes, Chaetothyriales, Herpotrichiellaceae. The transcript has a single exon.
AAUUGCUCUCAGCUUUUUAUGGGUAAGUCAAAAUAUGCCUGUCUCUUCCACCUGCCUGGCUUGUAUACCCCAACGUCAACCAGACUGUGUAUUACCACGCUGAGGCAUGACUGACUGAUGGACGGAAACUUGUAGGCCGGCGCCGCAGCGUAUCUCGCUCACCUGUUCGUAUCGUCUCUGAUGUCCCGCUGGCUUCUGCACUAUUCACCUUUCGCGGUCCUGGUGCGGCUCUGCAGCCUCUCGAUACUAUUGUCGUUUGUGUGCAUGCAGAUCUUCCGGAUCUCGGCGGCGUUGGAACCCGACAUUUUCAAACUCAGCAGGAGCUUGUUGGCGUGGAUCAUCAGUUCGAUCAUUUUGAUGCUCGUGUACUUUUGUACGCAGCAGGACAUUGCGGUUGAGGGGGACAGAGAUGACCGACAACGGCGACAGAUUUUGCGGCUCAAGUGUCUGUACGUGAUUUCGGCUUGCAGUCUUUUCAGCUUGCUUGUGUUCAUUUGUGUUGUACAAUUCGACGGGAUGCCGGCGCAGAUGUUUUGGUUGGAGGAGUCGGUGGCCCCAGUGCUCGAGCGCUGGUCGAAGAGGGAACUCUGAUGGAGGUGCCCUAUGGCAGGGUCCUAUACAAUGUAUCAUCACGAGCAGCCCGAAGAAGGGCUGCUCGAAAGCACGAUGUCUGCAUCUAUGUGCGUCUUAGACUGUAUCUGAUGAUCUGAGUUGUGGCCUUUCGCGGUCUGCUUUCGAGGAGGGGUCCGUGGUGAGACCUCG